AUGGUUAUCGCCAACAAUAUCAUGUCUACACGUCCAGUCCCUAGCUCCAAAAACAUGCCGGCCGAUGACGACUCCAAGGCCUCGGCAGACUCCUCGCCGAAACGGGACCCCGACGUCAACUGGAUCACGCCUGAGAGUCGACUUUCUACCUGCAGUACCUUAGCAGUCGAUGUUGGAUCCGAGGCCUCCGCGGGCUCCAGGUCGAAAUGGGACUCCGUGGUCAACAAAAUCAUGCCUGCAAGUCGAGUCUCCAAAGCUAGUGCCAUGCCGGUCGAUGUUGGAUCCAAGGCCUCGGCACCCUGCUGGGGGAAUUGGGAUCCAACGUCAGGCGAGUUCUUCCUAGCAGCAGGGCCACAAGAAGGCUAUCGCUUCCCACCAUAUUUGGGGUAUGCUGAUUCUGGUCCAUGCCGAGUAGGUGCUGUCUUCUCCAGCCCCGGCGACUUGGAUACAUUCCUCGGUGCCCCAAAGGUCAUGCCGGACGGCUACAAUGUUUGCCUCUCUGAUACAAAAACAGUCCGCGAUAAAAGUCUCAGAUCGAUUUUCCCCUCCUCCCCCACUGCUGUGCGGCAGUUUAGUUUCCAAAAACUCGAACACCACAAGGUCAAGUACCUGCAUGAAUUGGAGGACGUGAUUGAUGCAUCUGUCCGGAAUAAGGCUAAACAGGUCCCCAGGGGUCGCCGCCGCAUCUACGUCAUUACAGAAUUGAGGAUUGCCGAGGGCUUGGAGGUGUCGGAUGGUGAAUCUCGCUGGAAAUUUGAUGGUCGCGUCAUUUUCAGCUACCGGAUGCAAGAGGCCAUACGCGCCUCGGAUUUAAUUUCGAGUCAAUUCAGAACGGGGGGCCCAAAAUAUAAAUUCGAACGCGUGUACCCUGAUUCUAAAUUUCUAAGAGAAUGGCGACAAGGAUCGGUAGAUCCGGGUUGCAGAUGGUGA
This is a messenger RNA of Clonostachys byssicola, 930 nucleotides long. The record is from the annotation of a GenBank genome assembly. Lineage: Eukaryota; Fungi; Ascomycota; Sordariomycetes; Hypocreales; Bionectriaceae.